CUCCGGUUCUUUCCCCCUCCCUGAGCCCGCUCUCCGUCCAUCGUCCUGCGGCUUCCCCGCCGCUCUCUUCCGGGCACCCCCAGCUUGUGUCCCCCCACCCCCGUGCAGCUGCAGCCCCCACCCGUGCUGUCUGUGCCGCUCUCUCCAUCUUCUCUCUAUGUACCCCUGAGCACCCUCUGGCACCCCAUGACUCCCUCACCCUGUGCACCUCUGUUUAACCCCCUGGAGCCACCUCCCCAUGCAUCCCCUGUCUCUCAGUACCUCUCUGCAUCCACCCUGCAUCCCCCUCUCUGCGCUCAGCCUUGCUGGCUGCCCACAGUGUAGUCUGGUCUCUGCCCUCUUGAUGCUGCACCCAAAAAUCUCUCUGCUCUCCCAGCUGUGCUAUGCUUUUUUUCCUUUUAUAUUUUUUUCCCUCGCUUCACCCCAAAUCUUUCCUGCCUGACUCCCCUCACUGAACCCUUGACACGCUCUCAGCACCCUGUAAGGUGCACCCGGAGGGACAGGCAUGAACACCCUGAGUCCUGGUAGAGCUGGGGUGCCCCUCGUCCCCCUCCACAACCCCACUGCUGCUGGUGACUGAGCUGGUGGCUGUCCCGCUCCGGCCACGAUGGCCACACCAGACGUCAGCGUCCACAUGGAGGAGGUGGUGGUGGUGACCACGCCGGACGGCGCCGUUGUGGACGGCGGUGGCAUGGAGGAGGUGAAGACAGUGCUGGUCACCACCAACCUGUCCCAGCAUGGUGGUGACAUCAACGAAGACACUCUGGAGACUGAAAAUGCAGCUGCUGCAGCUGCUGCUGCCUUCACAGCCUCCACAGACCUGAAGGAAGCAGUUCUAGUGAAGAUGGCUGAAGAUGAGGACAGUUUGGAGGCAGAGAUUGUCUACCCCAUCACCUGUGGGGACAGCAAAGCCAACCUCAUCUGGAGGAAGUUUGUGUGCCCUGGAAUCAAUGUGAAGUGUGUACAGUUUCAUGAUCACCUAAUCAGCCCCAAGGAGUUUGUCCACCUGGCAGGCAAGUCGACCUUGAAAGAUUGGAAGCGGGCGAUCCGGAUGAAUGGGAUCAUGCUCCGGAAGAUUAUGGACUCAGGAGAGCUGGAUUUUUAUCAGCACACAAAGGUCUGUUCCAACACCUGCCGGAGCACCAAAAUUGACCUGACAGGAGCCAGGGUGUCCCUGACCAGCCAGACAUCAACAGAGUACAUCCCUCUGACUCCUGCCUCUGCCGAUGUGAACGGAUCCCCGGCUACAAUAACCAUAGAAACAUGCGAGGAUGCCAGCGAUUGGAGCACCAGCAUUGGAGAUGACACCUUUGCUUUUUGGCAAGGUCUGAAGGACAGUGGUCUCCUGGAAGAAGUGAUCCAUGAGUUCCACCAGGAGCUGGUGGAGACUAUGAAGGGAUUGCAGCAGCGAGCACAGGAUCCCCCGCUGCAGCUUGGGGAUGCUGUUUUACUCAACAACGUAGUCCAGAACUUUGGGAUGCUGGAUCUGGUCAAGAAGGUCCUGGCCAGCCACAAGUGCCAGAUGGAUCGCUCGAGGGAGCAGUACACACGGGAUUUGGCAGCUCUGGAGCAGCAGUGUGACGAGCACCGCAAGCGAGCAAAGGAGCUGAAGCACAAAUCACAGCAUCUCAACAACGUCCUGAUGACCCUCACGCCCGUCUCUGUUCCCACGCCUCUGAAACGCCCCAGGCUGACCAGGGCCACCUCCGGACCAGCUGCCAUCACCUCCCAAGUCCUGUCCCAGCCAGCACAGCUCACUGUCACCCCCGGCGUGCCAGUGUCCCAGAUUGCCAAUCUCCCUCUUGGCAAAGUGGUCUCGGCCCUCCCUCCUUCGGUGCUGGGGAAGAGCCCUGCCCAGCCCCCCGCUGCCAGCUCCCCGGCCUCCCCUCUGCUGGGGGGGUACACGGUGCUGGCCUCUGCCGGCUCCACCUUCCCCGGCACGGUGGAGAUCCACCCGGACGCUUCCAACCUGACGGUGCUGAGCACGGCUGCGGUCCAGGACGGCAGCACGGUGGUGAAGGUGGUGAGCCCCUUCCAGCUCCUGACGCUCCCAGGACUUGGCACGACCAUCCAGAAUGUGACACAAAUAGCUCCCAGUGGGAGCACGGUCGUGACUGUCCCGUCCGGUGCCACCGAGGCUGCCGGGGACGAGCACGCUGCCGCCGCCAUCGAGGUGACCGCAGUGGCUGAUGAGGCGGAGCAGAAGUGAGAGGGGGGACUUGCCUGGAGGGACGCUGGCCGUGCCACUCUGGGGGGAACUGCCUCUUCUCUGGCUGCACUGUGGGGCGAGGAGUGGUGUCAUGAGGGGCACGGGCUAACAAGACUCGGAGCAGCUCGUGUUGGGAGCAAGGAGGUUCAGGUCAGAGGGAAGGAGGGGGGAGGAAGGAUGCCUGGAGAAGGGAAAGGCAGACGUGCUCUGCCUUGUUUGGAGGAGGGAAGAAAAAAAGAGCUUAUUUUUUUAUAGAGCUUUCCUCCCCUGUUCUCUUGGAGUAGUUUUCCUGCUCUGGGUCAUCAGCCCAGCCUUGUUGGCUGGCACAGCUGGAGCAGUGUCCAUCGGAGGAGUGGGCAGGAGCAGGGAGAAGGUGGUAGCAAAAGGAAGCUGCCGAGAGGUCUGAUGUGCAGGGAGCUGGCUGCUCCCCGUCCCUAGGGGCUGCAGGAGUGGAGAGGGGUGCCAAGAGCAGGAAAUCUGUGGAUGUGCACAAUCGUUGACACCAGGAAGGGCUCUGGCAGCAUGGGCACAGCCCCGUGGAGGUUGGGUUUUGUGCGUGACACUGGCUUUGGGUGGCAGGAACAAGUGGGAGCUGUUGUGACAGUGGGCAUAUGGUGGUUGCCCAGGUCUGCUGGGGAAGAAGCAGGAAGACAGGAACCCAGAGGACUGAGAAGAGCUGUGACUUCUGAGGAUUUAGGGUCUUUUUCUAGUUUUCUCAAAAAAAAAAAAAAAUCCAUUAUUGGGAUUUUUUUAAGCCAAUGGCGAUUUUUAAGCAAAGCCCUGGUUGGGAAGCUCGAUCUGCAUGGCAGAGCCGUGCUGCGGAGCGCGCAGAGCUGAGCCCCACGGCUGUGCUCCAAGGAGCUCACACUUCCUCACGAGGGCAGACCCUGCUGUCCCCAGUCCCCAGCACCCAUGGGAGCCGGACUCUGCCAUCCCCUCCCUGCUGGGUUUAAGCAGCCGUUCUGUAACGGGGUGGUCGACCCCCCAGUUCUCCUUCAGCCACCCCACUUGCUGUGACUCUCACCAGGUCCCAUGCCAGGGCCUGUGUGUCUCACAGUGUCUCUGGCUGGAAGGAGUCGGGUGCUUGGAGUGUUGGGGUUUCUCCAAACUUGAUCUGACAACAGCAGCAACGACAGGUCACUUUAUUGAGUAAUAAAUAUUUUUUUGAAAGAA
This is a messenger RNA of Taeniopygia guttata (zebra finch), 3382 nucleotides long. It is a transcript of the gene GMEB2, whose product is annotated as glucocorticoid modulatory element binding protein 2. Gene Ontology annotation, cellular component: nucleus. Gene Ontology annotation, molecular function: RNA polymerase II cis-regulatory region sequence-specific DNA binding. NCBI's taxonomy places the organism in Eukaryota, Metazoa, Chordata, Aves, Passeriformes, Estrildidae. The record is from RefSeq and is a predicted model, not a curated record. Gene Ontology annotation, biological process: regulation of transcription by RNA polymerase II.